Brachypodium distachyon (stiff brome) is the source of this 1034-nucleotide messenger RNA. RefSeq lists its product as uncharacterized. Gene Ontology annotation, cellular component: endoplasmic reticulum. The record is from RefSeq and is a predicted model, not a curated record. Gene Ontology annotation, biological process: peptidyl-proline hydroxylation to 4-hydroxy-L-proline. Gene Ontology annotation, molecular function: iron ion binding; procollagen-proline 4-dioxygenase activity; L-ascorbic acid binding. The coding region runs from base 45 to 809 and encodes 254 amino acids. The transcript is spliced from 4 exons. NCBI's taxonomy places the organism in Eukaryota, Viridiplantae, Streptophyta, Magnoliopsida, Poales, Poaceae.
GCCUGGGUCCAAGUCCAACCCGCACCUGCUAGCUUCACAGCCUGAUGCCACCACCGGCAUCGAGCCGAAAGAGGCGACCACCCAUGGACCAACCCGCGGCGGUCGGGGACGGCGCUCCGCAGAAGAAAUCCUCCGCGGCCAAGAAGGCGAAGAAAGGCGGCGCCAGCAGCAGCGGCGGCGGCGGCGGGGCAUGGCCGGCGAUAAAGCCCAAGAAGGACCUCCAGAUCAAUCGCCUCAAGGGCACCCAGCUCCUCACCGUCCUGAAUUUCCUCACUUCUGCUGAGGCGAAGGCUUUCGUCGAUGCCGCUGAAUCUAUGGGCUUCACGCACCAGGGCAGCCUUGGGCCGCUCAAGGGGGAGGCUUAUAGAGAUAAUGACCGGAUAUCUGUCACAGAUCCCUUGCUUGCUCAAACCAUGUGGGAAUCAGGGAUAAACAGAAUAUUCUUGGAUAUCAACAUCGCCGGCAAAGUAGCAACCGGCUUAAAUCCAAAUAUCAGAUUUUACAGGUACGUUGAAGGUCAACGCUUUGGCAGGCACAUUGAUGAGAGCGUCAACCUUGGGGAUGGUUGUAGGACACAAUAUACAUUGUUGAUAUACCUUUCUGGUAAGGGAAGCGCAAAAGAUUCACAAGCUCUUGUUGGAGGGGAGACUGUCUUCUAUGAUCACCGGGGAGGAAUUGUUGCUGAGGUUGCUCCAGUGCAAGGUAUGGCUCUACUCCACCUACAUGGUGCCAGAUGCAUGCUGCACGAAGCCCGCGUUGUCAAAAAGAAUGUCAAGUACGUGCUCCGUUCGGAUGUUGUAUUUGCAUAGCUGAAUAAGUAAUCCAAGGACUCAAGAUAUUCCAUAGCCGUGGAGACAGAAGCCUCACACAUAGGGCAAACUUGACAGCUGAUUUCUGUUGUAUAAGAGAUCUGUAAACUGCUGUUGCAAUUUUGGAAAUGAUCUGAUAUCAAGUUUGUGUUUUAGCUAAAACGUCACUGCAUUUGCUGUUAAGGUGUUAUUUGUUAUCUGCAAAGUUGACUACAGUUACUUUUU